Molecule: messenger RNA, 4592 nt
Organism: Lampris incognitus (smalleye Pacific opah)
Lineage: Eukaryota; Metazoa; Chordata; Actinopteri; Lampriformes; Lampridae
Gene: cntln
Product: centlein, centrosomal protein
Exons: 27
Coding region: 18-3929 (1303 amino acids)
Biological process (GO): protein localization to organelle; centriole-centriole cohesion
Cellular component (GO): centriole; centrosome
Source: RefSeq, a predicted model, not a curated record
ACCAAUCCGCCGUUGCAAUGUCCUCCAAAGAUGAGACUCGUGUUUUGCUUUUGGAAGAGCAAGUUAAGACUUUAUCAGACGAGUUAAUGCAAUGCCAGGCAGACAAGGAGUUUGUGUGGUCCCUAUGGAAACGCUUGCAAGUAGCCAAUCCAGACCUGACCCAAGCUGUCAGUUUGGUGGUUGAACGUGAGAAGCAAAAAGCAGAGAGUAAGGACAGGAAAGUGUUGGAGAUCCUCCAGGCUAAAGACUACAAGAUCCAGGAGUUGGAACAGAGAGUCACAGGGUAUCAACAGGAGAUUAACAACCUGGUACAGAGACAUGCUUCCGUGAACGAAGAGAGAGCCUUAAUGAAGAAGGAGCUGACGGCUCUUGGUGACAAGCUGGAGAAUAAGAAUCAAGAAUUUAAGGAAAUGAGGAAGGAGAGUAGGAGGAGAAUGAAGGAGGAGCGGCAGGUGGUACAGGCUCUACAGGAGGAGAAGGAGGGAUUAGCUUCCCGUUGUGCUGCCCUGCAAGCUGACCUGGAGGAGGAGCAGAGGCAGGCCGACCGACGACGAGAUCAGGGGGACACCACUCAGGCCAGAGUCAAGGAGUUGGAAGGGGAACUGAACAGCGCCUGGCGGGAGGUGGCCAGCCUGCAGAGCCAGAGCGCCAGUCUGGCUGUCCAGCUCUCUGCCAAGGAGCCGGAGAUGGCAGCAAAAGAGGGACAGCUCACCCAGCUUCGUCAAGAAGUAGCAGACUUGCAGGCCCUGUACAGACAGAGCACAGAACAUGCGGCAGAGCAGAGCCAUCUCAUCAAGCAGCUGGAGGGGCUCAACCUAGACACACAAAGAGUCCUGAGAAACCAGGAAGAGGCCCAUACUGCUGAUACCACCUCCUAUCAGAGGCUGUACAAAGAGUUGAGUCAGUGUUACCAAGCUCUCCUGUCCAGUGAGACAAAGCUCCGUCAAAGUCACUCGGAGCUCAGUACCCAGCUGACCCAGAGGGACCAGCAAAUUGCACAACUCCACAUCCAGCUUCAGCAGCGACAGCAAGAGCAGCAGCAGUUGCUGGAACAACUGCAGCAACAACAGGUUCAGAAGACCACUGUCUGUUCCCCACCCAGCAAACAGACCAACUUUACAGAGCUGCCAGAGCAGACGAAUGCCUCAGCCCUAAGGCUGAGCUCUAACUCCAACCCAGCCUCUGCCCAGUGCGCAGAUUCCAGCCCAGAGCCUCAUCAUCAGGCAAAGGAGAAAGGCCUGGAACACAGCUCCAAUGGGGAUCUUCCCACUAGGAGACAGCAAGGUGCACCUAUGCAGCGAUCCAGGUCUCUGUCCCCAGCCAGCAGUGUAGAGAAAGACCAGGAAAGAAGGGGAGGAAGAGGAGUGGAACAAAGGAUUCGGGACCUUGAGGAGCUUCUCCAGUUGAAGACAAAAGAAAAUGAGGAGCUCCAGAGAGCUCACGAGAAACGCCGUGAGCGCCUUCAUCUAAUCCAGACCAACUACAGGACUGUCAGAGACCAGCUCAGAGAGCUGGAAGAAGCAAACGGCCCGUUGAGGGGGAGGAGCCAGCGUGCAGAGCCAUGUCAGCUGAGACAGGAGAACAGCGAUGCAGUGUGGAAUGAGUUGGCCCACUUCAAGCACCUCACUGGGAGACUCACCACCGACAAAGCAAAUUUGGAGGAGGAGCUGGAUGUGCUGCAUGUCCAGGCUGCCGUGGACCAUGCAAAAGUGAAAGAGUUGUAUCUGUGUCUCCAAAGCGAACACCAAGAGCUGCUUCACAAAGUGGUUGAGGAGCAUCAGGUCGGAAGCAGCGCUCCAAAAAAGCCCGUUUCCUCUGAGCAAAUGGAGCAGUCAUUAAAAAAGAUAGAGCAGCUGGAAUGGAGGAUGAUGUCCCUGCAGGAAGAGACAGAGUGGCUAAAGGAGGAGAAACAAGAGCUACUUACAGCCAACCAGGACUUGGCUCAAGAAUGCCACAACCUCAGUGCUUCCCUAGACCAUCUACGAAGCCAAAGAGAUGUCUGUGUGGAAGCAGCCCAGGCCCAAGGAGAGAGACACCGCAAUGAGGUCCUGAAUCUGGAGGCUGACCUGGUGACCUCCCAAAAAGAGGCUACCAAACUCCACAGACAGUUGCUAAAGCUAAGACAGGAACUGGGGAUCCUCAGAGCAGCCAGGGACUUCUAUAGGAACCGUAUUGCUGGGCCAGGGGGAGGAGGGAGAAUUGCCAUUAGCAGCAAGGUCAAAUUCAAAACAGCCAGGCUCAAAGGUCCAAUGCACCAGUGCAGCCACCCAACAGUCGGCCCCAAUCAGGCCAUCAGCCGGCAAGGCCGCAGUCCCAGUCCCACUAAGGAGGAAUGGGAAGACAUGAGUGCAGAUAGUGACGGUGGUGAUGACUACCCUGACAGUCUGAACAGCAUGUACUCAGUGACAAGGUCCCACGCACACCAUGCUACCAGAAAGUCCUACAGGUACGUGCCAACUUCAAACACCAAAGCACCAAGAUUAGGAUCUGAUAGAGCGCAGCCUGAUGUUUCGACCCAAGAGGAAAAACAGCAUGAGCCAAGGGAGCAAGGGAUGAGAGGAGAAAGGAGGAGGAGAAAAAGGGUGGUGAUGAAGAGCCGGCACUGCUCCUCCUCUGCUCUGCAGCAGCGCGUGGAGUCCCUACAGCGUCACAUCAACAUCCUGCGAAGCGCCAGGAAAGAUGCAGCAGACUCGGCCAGGGAUCUGCAGCAGGCCAACAAGAGGCUCAUGGCUCAGCUCAACUCCCUCACCGAGAAACUCUGCAACAGCAAGCAGCUCACACAGAAGCUAACCUGUGACCUGGCUGGUGUGGAACAGCAGAAGAAAGUUCUGGAAAUGGAGCUAGAGCAAUGGAGGAAGAUCAACAUCCCACAGCAAGUCCCAGCACCACCAGCAGCAGUAACUACAGAGUGCUUUUGCCAGAGCAAGACUCUGCCCAGCCCAGCUAACCCUGCCCUCCUUGAGUCUGAGGUCAAGCAACUUCAAGCCAAACUUAAGAGCACCAGUGCAGAGGUGACAAAGCAGGCGGCAGCUAACAAAGCCCUGCGAGGCCAGCUCCUCGAGAAGGAGGACAAGCUCCGCCAGCUGCAGGACAAGGCAAGCCAUGCUGAGAGAGACGUGAACAUGAAGAGGCAGCUGUUGGAGGACCUGAAGACGAGGCUCAAGUUCUUCCAGGAGAUGGAUAAGAGUUACCGUGGACAGGUGGAGGAUCUGGAGAAGAAGGUUAAAACGUUAUCGGAGGAUGCCACCAACAGGAAGGCUUUCAUCGAGUCUCUGAAGAGAAGGCUUAGUGUUGCCACAACAGAGAGGAGCCAGUACGAGUCCACCUGUAAGAAACUGAAGGAAGAGCUAGAGAAAAAGGAGCAGCGUGAGGAAUCUCUGAUGGCCCGUAUAGGAGCCAGUGAGCGGGCCUUGGCCGAGCUGGAAGAGACUGCCAUGAGGCAGAUGGAAGGUUUGACCCAGCAGAGCUCUCAGGCACUAGACACACUUCAGAGACGCCUGGACCUUUCCUACUCCCAGCUGGAGCAGCUUCAUGCCUUUAUCAAGGUUCUGGCCAGUGAAAUGCUUGAAGACGUUCAGGAGGUCAAGCAACAGUUGAUGAAGAGGAGGAGGUGCAAGAAGGCCAUCACUGUGGCAGGGAAAGGCACCCUUACAGCCAAGUCCAUGAUCAAAGCUAAGUGCAUUGCCGCCUCCAUCCUCAAUAUGUCAGAGAGUGACCUGGCAGACAUGAUGGACACUGACCAGGGGACAGAAGCGAAUUUUGAGGGUUCUGCAGACCAGGAGUGGCUGGAGCAGCUCAGACACGUUCUCCAGCAGAAGAUCCCCUCUGCCGGCCAGCUAAUGGAGGCUAUGCGCGUAAAGAUGAAGGAGAGGAAAGUGCUGACAGAAGAGCUGGCUGUGCUCACAACACCAGUCAGCAAAAACUCCUGACUCCCCAGGCUGAGGCUGGAAAAAAUGUCAUCCUCUUGCUCUCUCUCUCUCACUCGGUGGGAGCUGAGCCGAGCCGAUCUGGAGCACCAGAGCCGAUAUUUGUCCGGAAAGCAUGGUGAACUCACCACGCACCAGCUCGCUCAAUGCAGCAGCCCAGCUUUGGUAAAUAAGCCCCGGACAUCCUUGUUUGAUGCUAAGUGCAUUAUGUGUCUCAGACCAGGAUCCUUCAGCACCAGGCCAAUUUACAGUACAACCACAUUGUCCCGCACUCAUAGUGCGGUGCUGGGGUGUUAGGACAAGUGCCUACACUGGCAUGCUUGAGUUUGAUUUUUAUUUUCUCUCUUUUCUUGUAUGUGAAAUUUUCCUUUAAUUUAUUGGGAAUUUGAAGGAGUCUUGGGUGCAGGGAGGUGCGCAGAGCUGAGUCGGGAAGGUCUGGUUCAUCAGUCCUGUUCCUUUAGAGAUCAACCCAUUGAAAUUCGUCAGACUGGUCAGAUGUAGUGACAUUAUUCAUCUCUUAAGGAGAUGGAUUUUGUUAAAGCUUGAGGUUUUUUUUUUUUUUUAAUCGUAUAGACUCGAUAACCCAUAUCUGUGUAUCUGCUCACCUACUUCUGCGGAGAUAAUUAUGAUAGGACUGAUUUUAAAGAGUUUAAAUAAAGUCAUCCC